ACAAGAAUGUUCAAAACAACUCUUCAAAUAUCUUCAACCCUUAUUCUCAGAAGACCAACCCACCUGACAACUAACAUUAACCCCCUUAUACGCACAUUCAGCGCAACCAUCAAAAUGAGCGAUAAUGGCCCCGUCACCGCGUACCCUGCAACCUCCAUCACCCCACAGAACCAAGAAGGUGGCCCAGGUCUCGAUGCAAAGACUGACCAAAAAGCCGAGUGGUCGCGUCUAGAGUUCUGGGACGAGAACCAGAAGCCGUAUCUCAAGGAGUACGAGGGCCGUGGCUUACUACAAGGCAAGGCUGCUCUGAUUACAGGCGGAGACUCUGGUAUCGGACGAGCAGUUGCAAUUCUAUUCGCAAGGGAAGGUGCAGAUGUAAGCAUUGUAUACCUACCUGAGGAAGAGGAGGAUGCACAAUACGUCAAGAAGAAGAUCGAAGAGGCAGGCCGGAAGGCGAACCUCAUGCAGCUCAACCUUCGGGAAAGGAAGAACUGCGAGCAGGCCGUUGAGCAGCACAUGAAGAUUUUCGGAAAGCUGAACGUACUGGUCAACAACGCCGCCAUGCAGGAAAUGUGUACAGACAUUACAGAGAUUGACCUCGAUGUAACGGAGAAGACCUUCCACACUAAUGUCAUCUCCAUGUUCGCCAUGUCCAAGUACGCACUCAAGCACAUGAAACGUGGUGACUGCAUUGUAAACAGUACCUCGGUCGCUGCCUACAUGUCCAAUCCUUCGCUUCUCGACUACGCCAGCACAAAGGGAGCCAUUGCGACUUUCACUCGAGGUCUCGCUCAACAACAAGCCCCCAAGGGUAUCCGUGUGAACGCCGUUGCCCCAGGAAUCAUCUGGACGCCUCUCCAACCCGCCACUAAGAACAACCCUGCAGAUGCCAUGGACAGCCUUGGCGUUGGCGCUUGUCCAUUGAACAGACCAGGUAUGCCCGUUGAGAUGGCCACAUGCUAUGUUCAUCUUGCCUCGCCACUCGGUUCUUACUGCACUGGCGAGGUACUUCACGGCUCUGGUGGUAUCGAGAUGCAGGGUUAAGCAAGAAGCGACAAGGUGGUGGUAAUAAUAACGGCGUCAGGACACGCUCAAGGAGUGAUAAUAGUUUAAAGACAUGAACUUGAUAUGAGCUAGCACUUCAUCACCUCAUAUAUAAGCGUAAUGCAUCUUUUCAAGUGGUCGU
Pyrenophora tritici-repentis Pt-1C-BFP is the source of this 1186-nucleotide messenger RNA. RefSeq names its product FabG, Dehydrogenase with different specificities (related to short-chain alcohol dehydrogenase). NCBI's taxonomy places the organism in Eukaryota, Fungi, Ascomycota, Dothideomycetes, Pleosporales, Pleosporaceae. The record is from RefSeq and is a predicted model, not a curated record. Gene Ontology annotation, molecular function: oxidoreductase activity.